Molecule: messenger RNA, 3212 nt
Organism: Wyeomyia smithii (pitcher-plant mosquito)
Lineage: Eukaryota; Metazoa; Arthropoda; Insecta; Diptera; Culicidae
Gene: pyx
Product: transient receptor potential channel pyrexia
Exons: 6
Coding region: 351-3173 (940 amino acids)
Biological process (GO): monoatomic ion transport; transmembrane transport
Cellular component (GO): membrane
Molecular function (GO): monoatomic ion channel activity; protein binding
Source: RefSeq, a predicted model, not a curated record
GAAUGUCUAUCGAACAACAUCUCGAUCUUAAAGGUCGAAUGGUUUCACGCUGGACCGGUUAGACCACUGAAUUACAUCCGCGACCACCAUCCGCGACAGCGUCUGUUCUCAGCUCCGUGCCACAUACUUAGUGUGUGUCGUGUGUCUAGUAAAGUGGAAUAAUAAUAUAAUCGUUAGUCAGCGGGUCGUACAUUUUGCACAGGUUAUUACUGGCUGGUUUAUCCUGAGGUAUAAAUCUAUUUUAGUGCAGAAGUAGAGUAAUUUGCGAAAAUGUGAUGAAAUCGAAUGGAUAAGAGUGGUACUAAAACUUUUGCGAGAAAGUCGCGACAUAAAAAAGACCGUAAUUUGAGAUGGAAGUGGUACGAUUUUCUAUAAUAGAAGAUCAGAUGAAGUGGAAAGAUGAGUGCCACGUGUACUGCCAGGACGUCGAUGACGAGGAAGGUGCCCCGGACACGUCGUACGAGCGACCGAAAUCGAUCCCGGACGGACGCUAUCGACACAGCAUAUCCAGCGAAAGCGAUGUGGCUGGAGUGGAAAUCACAUCUCCGAAUCAGCCAAAUGAUUUGUGUUCCAGCAGUAGGGAGGGACAAGACGAAAUUUGGGCCUUUUCGGAAAUCGAAGCCUCCCUUAAAAGGCUACCAGAUGCGGAAAAGAUCGGAGAGCUUUUGGACAGUCACGUGCCCCUAGAGAAUAUUCUGCGAGAGCAUAGAUACGACAAUGGCAGUAUGCUCUUGCUUGCUGUUUGGGCCAGUAAACAUAAUGUGCUCCAAAAGUUGCUCGCGCUAACCGAUCGAAAGGUUGACGUAAAUGCGGCCGAUCUCUCCGGACGAACGGCGCUACAUAUUGCGUGCUACGUAGGCGAUUAUCGAGCGGUGGAUAUUUUACUACAACAUGGUGCUAAGACACAACUUUGGGACAAAGAUCAGAAAGCUACUCCUCUGCACUGUGCUGCUAGCUGCGGUAGCGUCGAAUGUAUCGCGCGGCUAAUCGAAAAGGGUGCCGACAUUAACGCCGGUAUCGAGAACCAUUCCCCCCUCCAUUACGCAGUUCAGCGCAAUAGUCGGAAGUGCGUUGAAUUAUUGCUAACAAACGGUGCUAAUCCAAACACCCCGCAAGUGUAUACCCAAACUCCGCUGCACGUAGCAGCGUCUAAUGGAUUCGUAGACAUUAUGAAACUAUUACUAGAUCACGGCGCAGACGCUCGGUCGCAAUACGGAAAGAAAAAGAUCACGGCGCUACAUUUGGCAUCAUCCGAGAACUACUUGGAAUGUGUAGAACUACUGAUUACGGCCGGAGCCGAUAUCGACGCUCGAAACCAAGACCAACAAACGCCGCUGCAUUUGGCUUGCCUUUCGCAGUGCCACGAAACGGUCACCUAUCUGAUAGAGCAGAAGGCAGAUGUUCAUGCGGUUUAUCGGGACGGCCGAACGGCGCUGCAUGCUUCCAUCGUGAAGGAAUCUCGCUUCUGGGAUUGCACGCUAAGUUUACUAAAGGCAAAGGUCGACGUUAAUCGGGCGGACAACUUCGGCUACACACCGCUGCAUAUCGCCGCACUAAACGAAUUUAGCAGUUGCGCUUUUAUGCUGAUCGAGUACGGAGCAGAUCUUACGGCCCGCACCAAUGGAGGAGUUUCGGCCUUAUCGUUCAUUAUACGGCGAACACCGGAGAUUAUUCCCAAGUUUAUUGGCAAGCUGGAUGCGGCAAUCAGCGUAAAUAGUAUCAACGAGAUUGGGGACGUUGACUGUGAGAUCCGGUUAGACUUUCGUCCGCUGGUUCCCAACAAUGAUCGGGGCGAAACAGAGCUACUGCUGGCAUUCAUCGAUGUCGGACAGCGGAGAAUCCUAAAGCAUCCCUUGUGUGAGACGUUUCUGCUGCUCAAGUGGAGACGGAUACGAAAGUUUUUUCUGUUUAGUUUGUUCUACCAUGGGCUAUUUGUGCUGCUGUUUACGGUCUUCGUUCUAGGGGUGUACGUUAAGAAAUGUCAAGGCGGGAUGCAGACCUGCCAGACCGAGGCUUACGUUCCGGUCAUCGGUUACGUGGUAAUUUUUCUCAAUUUACUUCUGAUAUCGAAGGAGAUAUUUCAGAUUAUGCAUUGGUUUCUGGGUUACAUCCGGUAUUGGGAAAACUGGUUAGAACUUGCAACCGGAACUGGGAUAUUUUUGUGCACUUUCAAUCCUACCAUAGAGAUCAGCUCACAUCCGACUUGGCAACAUCACUUAGCAGCAAUCGUUAUCUUUCUUGCCUGGUUAGAGCUUAUGAUGCUGGUUGGGCGCUUUCCGAUCUUUGGACUGUACGUUCAGAUGUUUACGACGGUAGCAGUAAACUUCUCCAAAUUCUUAAUGGCCUAUUGCUGUUUGCUGGUGGCAUUCGGGUUGAGCUUCCGUGUGCUUUUCUCAGACUACAAAGCAAACAAUGACAUUUGGGCGAGUUUGUUAAAAACGAUCGUCAUGAUGGCCGGCGAACUGGAGUUCGAAGACAUGUUCUACAACGAUGACGUACAAAUUAAAUACCCAGGAACAGCCCAUGUAAUGUUUCUGGCCUUUGUGCUGCUAGUAACUGUCAUCUUAACUAAUCUUCUGGUUGGUUUAGCUGUUAGUGACAUCCAAGGACUACAGCAAUCUGCAGGACUGGACCGCUUAUCGCGGCAAGCCGAACUUAUAUCCCGCUUAGAGGGUCUAAUGUUUUCCAAGAUCCUCCGAAAGGUGCCGAUAAGUUUGUGGGCUAUUUUCCAGGAGAUCGCGUUGCUCAAAACUUCCCCUCUGCGAUUACACUUCCGUGUCAAACCGAACGACCCCAGGGAGAAAAGGAUUCCGAAGGAGCUUAUCACUUCAAUCUACAAACUGGUAGCGGAGCGACGCGAACGAACCCAAUCAAUGAAGCGAAAGCGAACCCAUCGCAAUCUACAGACGUUCGAAGAGCGGCUGGAGGAAGACGAUUCGGUAACACUACGAAGGAAACGUUUUCAGAACCAUCACAAAAAUAGAACAGUGUCGGAAAACCCGUAUUUACUGAAAACAGCACGAGCACCGGAUCAAACCAUAGGUUCAAAACCAAUUUCGGUGCAUGAACCACAGUGGAAGUCGUUCGCAGACGGACAAAAACAGAUUCUAAAAAAAUUGGAUGACAUGUCCCAAGAGAUUGAUGUACUUAAGGCGAAAAUUAAAUCUUCUUGAUACAGAAUAAAAUUUUUUAAAAAAUUAUUACACAUUGAA